AGCUUUUGACAAAUUACGGUCAAAAGUGUAUUAUUUUUUAGCACUUUUGCUAACCCAAACUCUUUUCCUAGCCUUAACGUAGCAGGUUAUGAUAAUUCGGUUAAGGCUAGAAAAGUUGUUACCUAAAAUGCAAGAACAAAACAACAACUUUUGACCUUAAUUUGACUAAAACUGGAAUCCUUCUAGCCAUCACCCUUUCCCCCCCACUACCAAGUUUGAACAGGGGGAGUGGGGUUCAUUGCGUUGCUGAUCACGAGUGCGCAUGUGCUAACUAUCAACAGACUCAAGAGUAGCAGCUCUGUGGUAGCAGCCUAUGCUGAGCAAUAUAUUCCAUGGACUUUUUUGAAUAACGUGAACAUCCCAGUUCAAAUAUAACCCGUUUUUGGGACCAUUGUGGAUGUAACUUUUUUCUCAGUGAUAAGAAAUUGCGUUAAUUGAUUAGGCCUAAGUACUACCGCACUGCGCAGUGACUGUUGGGGGAAGUUCGCGGUUGGACUUGCUGUAUUGUCUGCCCCAGACACCGCCGAGUGUCUUCUACAAGCGCUGUCCAAGGCUACUUCAGAGCAGACCAUCCACAUUGGCGUGUUUUCGCAUCAUUAAAGACCGCAAUAAUACAUUUCUUAGAGCGGUGAAGUCAUUGAAAAGUAUAAAUAUUUGUCUUAUUUUUUCAAAAAUGGCCGCAGCAGUGGAAAUGGACGGAAGUAUAAUGGAGGGUGGCGGGCAAAUUUUGAGAGUAACCGCCGCACUGAGUUGCAUCAACGGCGCAUCCAUCAGAAUACACAAAAUCCGCGCAGGUAGAAGUACACCAGGAUUAAGACCACAACAUCUGUCAGGGUUGGAGUUGGUGAGAGACAUUUGUUGUGGAAAUCUAGAGGGUGGCACAGUGGGAUCUACUGAAGUCACACUCACCCCUGGGAAAAUAAAGGCUGGGAAGCACACCGCAGACCCCCAAACAGCAGGGAGUGUUGGGCUGCUGCUGCAGGUCUCUCUACCCUGUGCCCUGUAUGCUGACGGACCCUCGGAGCUAUGUCUGAAGGGGGGCACCAACGCAGACAUGGCCCCGCAGAUUGACUACACCAUAAAGGUAUUCAAGCCCAUCGUGGAGAAGUUUGGAGUACAUUUUGACUGUGAUUUGAGAAUGAGGGGCUACUACCCCAAAGGUGGAGGUGAGGUGGUGGCCAAGGUAAACCCAGUGAGUGAGUUGAGCCCCGUCACCAUGACCGAACGAGGGACCAUCACCAAGAUAUAUGGCAGGUCCUUUGUUGCUGGGGUGCUACCCUAUAAGCUCGCCAAGGACAUGGCAACGACGGCGACAAGAGUUAUCAGGAGAGAGAUAAAGGACCUAUACAUAAACAUCCAAACGCUGCAGGAGAAGGACAUGGCCUGUGGGAGCGGCAACGGCAUCAUAAUCAUCGCAGAGUCUUCCACUGGCUGUAUAUUUGCAGGGUCAGCUCUUGGGAAGAAAGGUGUAUAUGCAGACAAAGUGGGCUUCGAGGCUGCAGAGAUGCUGCUCAGGAAUAUAAGGCACAACGGCUGUGUGGAUGAGUUUCUCCAGGACCAGCUAAUCCUCUUCAUGGCCUUGGCGAAUGGCACCUCCAGAAUCCGCACUGGCCCAGUCACCCAACACACACAGACUGCCAUCCAUGUGGCAGAGCAGCUCACCCAGGCUAAGUUUACAGUGACCAAGGCAGAAGAUGAGAAUGCCAGCAAUGACACCUACAUCAUCGAAUGCCAAGGAGUGGGUGUCACCAACCCUCAUUUCUAGCCACGCCCAUGUGUUGUCUCCCCACCCCUUUUAUGUUGACAUCUCCAUCUGCCGUCGUGGAUAGAAGAGGCACUGGAGAGACUUGAGGACUCAUAGCCGAUACACUACUGUGACGUCACUGAAUAGUCUGACGCUGCUUCUAUUUAUAUUAUGAUUUAUGGCCCUUGUGGCUCGAUAUUCAAACAAAUUAAUUAUUGGUUUAGAAACAUACAGCCACAUGAGUUGGUCAUCGUUGUCCUUUUCCCCCUAUUGCAUUAACUAUCAUUACCCUCUUAGCUUGUAUAACUCAGGGUAUUAAUGCCUUACACUGUUAUAAUAAAAACCUUCGAUUUCUGCGUGGAAGUGG
This is a messenger RNA of Oncorhynchus mykiss (rainbow trout), 2111 nucleotides long. RefSeq names its product RNA 3'-terminal phosphate cyclase. Gene Ontology annotation, biological process: RNA processing. The record is from RefSeq and is a predicted model, not a curated record. Gene Ontology annotation, molecular function: RNA-3'-phosphate cyclase activity. Lineage: Eukaryota; Metazoa; Chordata; Actinopteri; Salmoniformes; Salmonidae. Gene Ontology annotation, cellular component: nucleus.